Molecule: messenger RNA, 1018 nt
Organism: Cuscuta europaea
Lineage: Eukaryota; Viridiplantae; Streptophyta; Magnoliopsida; Solanales; Convolvulaceae
Source: the annotation of a GenBank genome assembly
AUUUAAUGUUCCUUAAUUAUCGCAAGUCCACCACGAUCGAUCCAUAUUCAAUAUUUCAAUAUACAAAACAGACCGCAGCGCAUGACUCCACAGACCGCCACUGCACCCCGCUCGCUGCUUGCAUCGCCGGACGUCGCAGGCCCGCUCCGCCGCUCGUAGCUCGCCCGCUCCGCCGCUCCGCCGCUCGUAGCUCGCCCGCUCCGCCGCUCGUAGCUCGCCCGCUCCGCCGCGCGCAUUGCCGUAGGUCGCACACCCUGACGCCCCCCUUCUGCAACUCUGCCGCUCCUUCUGCAACUCUGCCGCUCCUGCUCGCUUCUUUUCUCGAUUCAGGUUUCAUUUUGACAAAGAGGAUCAUGAAUAUCACAACACUAUUCAGGAGGUUAAAUCUCGGAGAUUUGGUAUCUAGUCCGUCUCUCUACAGUUGCGGCAGGGAUGCAUCCGGAGAGGGACUGAGCUUAGUACUAAGGCGUUGGGCUACCAAAAAGACAGCAGGGUCCACAAAAAAUGGGCGUGACUCAAAACCUAAGAAUCUCGGGGUGAAGAAAUUUGGUGGAGAGAGGGUGAUUCCAGGGAAUAUUAUUGUUCGCCAAAGAGGAACCAGAUUCCAUCCGGGGGAUUAUGUGGGGAUUGGCAAAGACCACACAUUGUUUGCAUUGAAAGAAGGGUGUGUCAAGUUCGAGCGAAACAAGCUGACUGGACGCAAGUGGGUCCACGUGUUGCCCAAAGAAGGCCAUGUACUUCACCCUGUAUACUCAUCCACGGCUUCACCUCCCGAGCUGAAGACAGCUACUUAAGGUUAUAGUUUCCUAAUAUUCUAGUCACAUGCUUCCAUUUAUGUGAAUGCGUGGAGUGCCAGUCCAUCAUGUUUGAAUUCUUGUUCCAUCUUUUGCAGUUUGUCUUUCAAUGAGAUGUUUUUCCCUUUGACUGCUGUAUUUUGUAAUUGUGAUUGGAGCAGCAAUGCAGGGCUGAUUUGAAUUCUACUGAAUAAUGAUAGAUAUGCACAGAAGGAUCAAGUAGU